Paramecium tetraurelia is the source of this 561-nucleotide messenger RNA. RefSeq lists its product as uncharacterized. The record is from RefSeq and is a predicted model, not a curated record. Gene Ontology annotation, cellular component: membrane. The transcript is spliced from 2 exons. Gene Ontology annotation, molecular function: signaling receptor activity. Lineage: Eukaryota; Ciliophora; Oligohymenophorea; Peniculida; Parameciidae.
AUGGCCUUGAUUGCAUUUCUAUUAUCAGCCAUCAUAUUUUUAGGAUGUAGUACAACUUAUCAUCAUUUUUACUGUCUCUCGGAAAAUGUGAACAAAGUACUCAUUAGAUUAGAUUAUGCUGGCAUAUGUUUUCUUGUUUCAGGUUCGACAUUUGCUCCAUUAUUUAUGGAUUCUAAUGCAAUCUAACAUAUGCAAUCAUAUAUGCCAGUUUAUAAGGCUUUUUUGGCAUCAUUCUCUUUAGCUUUUGUCUGUUUGAUUUCUUCUAUACUACAGAAUGGAGAUCCUUAAAAAACAAAUUAUUUGCAGGACUUGGAUUUACGAGUGCCAUUCCACUCAUUCAUUUUGCAAUCGUUAUUAAUCAUAAUUGCCUUAUUAUGCUGCUAUGGCCAUCUCAUAUUUGUAUUGAAAAGAUUUCCUGAAAAGAAAAAUCCAGGGAAAUUCGAUAAUUGUGGAUAGAGUCAUCAAAUUUGGCAUAUUAGCGUAGUGAUUGCAAUCUUAUUCACUUAUGUUGGGUCAUUGAAUGCCUAUUAUCAGAGAUUAGAUAUGCCUUGUAAAGCAUGA